This is a messenger RNA of Epinephelus moara (kelp grouper), 2802 nucleotides long. RefSeq names its product AT rich interactive domain 5A (MRF1-like) (gene arid5a). The record is from RefSeq and is a predicted model, not a curated record. Gene Ontology annotation, biological process: regulation of transcription by RNA polymerase II. NCBI's taxonomy places the organism in Eukaryota, Metazoa, Chordata, Actinopteri, Perciformes, Serranidae. The transcript has 7 exons. Gene Ontology annotation, molecular function: transcription cis-regulatory region binding. Bases 77 to 1870 code for a protein of 597 amino acids. Gene Ontology annotation, cellular component: nucleus.
GUGAAGUUGAAGAGGACGCUGCGUGAAUUACUGUCACAGAACAGUGUUGAGCCAGACUACAAGACAACUUCUGGAAAUGGCUCAAGAGGACCAGAGCGAGACGUCACAACAAAAAGCAGCCAGUGACGAAGAGAAGGGGACAGAAAACCAGGGUUCUCCCGCUGUUAUCGAGAUUCAUGACUCAAUGACUGAAUGUGAGGAAGAAGCGAGGCCUAAUCUGGUGCAGAUGGAGGAGAAGGCAUUUGUGUCAAGUCUGCACUCUUUCAUGAAGGACAGAGGAACACCCAUAGAGAGGAUCCCACAUCUGGGCUUCAAACAGAUUAAUCUUUGGAGGAUCUACAAAGCUGUUGAGAAGCUUGGAGGCUAUGAUUCAGUGACAGCUCGGCGUCUUUGGAAGAAAGUGUACGAUGAGCUGGGAGGAAGUCCAGGUAGCACCAGUGCUGCUACUUGUACUCGCAGACACUAUGAAAAGCUGGUGCUGCCCUUUGAAAGACAUGUAAAAGGAGAGGAGGACAGACCUCUGCCUCCAAGCAAACCGAGGAAGCCAUAUAAGAGAAGUUUGGAUGGUAAGGUCACCAAGGCUGAGAGGAAGAGGAAAAGGACUCAGUCAGAUAGAGAGAUGGAUUCAGAAAUGGAGAUACUCACCCAGAGAAGUCCAGAGGCUGCCCGCCAAAGUGAAGCAGUGAUGCAUGCUCACCCUGCUCUCUGGGCCGCCACCUCUGAGAGACACCACCAAGACUGUUCUCAGCCAAACAGACCCCCCGCCAGUCUUUGCACUUCUGUCUAUGCCCACCUUGUUCAGGUCCCCACUUCCAGCCCCUGGACUGCUCAUAUCCCAUCUGCUACUGGGGAGGUCAUCUCUCCUCUGGAGAAGAAAAAGCGCAUGGCUCAGGCAAGCCUUAACUUGCCCUUGAGUCCCCAGGGCGAGGAUAAAGAAAGGCCCUCUGUCAUUCACUGCUCCCAGUCUCCAGCCCGGGCUUCGUCCAGUCGGAACUGCAACUCCUCUGACAGCUCCCCACUUCCUUUAUCCCCUUCCUCUUCACGCGGCCCCUCCCCUGUCUCUGUUUCAUCAGAGGACAAUCCAGAAGAGAAUGAAGGUAAACCUGCAUCAGUCUCUGAGCUAUCCAAAAACUGUCCCAGCUCUGUGAAAAAUGCAUCUGGCUGUAGUGAGGAAAGCAAGUCUGUGAGCUGCAGUCAGAUAUCCAAAGACCCUGCAGGACAAAGUAAAGACGUUAGCACCCAAUCUGCAGACUCGAUCAAAGUCCAGACUAAAGACUCUACCUGGAAGCCAAUCCACAAAGGCAGUAGCAAAUAUUCCGUCCAUCCUUUUUACUCAUCUGUGAGAUCUGACUGGGCUCCAACAUCUACCUCUAGCUUCACCAAAGUUAUUCCAAAAUCUGGGCAGCUACCACGGCCCGCUCCUAUUCGGCUGGGUUAUAAAAUCCAGCCGGGCAGAUUGAUGCAGCAGGACGAUUCUCUGAUCUAUCCGAAGAAGCUCAAUAACAUGGCUCCGUGGCUUUAUCAGACAGAGAAGAGAGACAAAUCCAGGACAAUGCUACAAAAAGUUCCCCCCACUCAGCAGAGUCUGUCCCAUUCCACCACCAGCCUGCCGGCAUCAUGCGUACUGUCGAGCUACGACAAAUCAGGAAGAGACUCUCGGCACCAGCCUCUAUUACACCCUACAUAUCUCCCCAACAGAAUGAGACUACCUCAAUCUCCGCUAAUGUACCGACAUGUCCCAAUGAGUCCAGCUCACUCUGCUCUCAUCGGGUCUGCUGUUUACCCAUAUCCCUACUCCAUCCCUCUGUUAAAUCCCAACACUGGAUAUACCCUUCCUGCCAUGCAUCCCAUUUACCCCCACAAGCUGUGAUUCUUUGUAUUUCAACUUCAGACUCCAGUAAUAAUAAUAAUAAAGUACAUCUUUAUGCUGAGGAAGGCAGUCAUUGAGCACUUUUCUGUUGCUCACUGUCAUUUUGGUGAAGACUUACUUGUGUUUAAAACAUGAUAUAGGUAUGUUCUGUGGCUUUACACACAGCCAUCCUGCAGUGGAAAACUAGAUACUGUUAUUAGCUGUGGGACUGUGUUGACCUUCUGUGGCCAAAACCAAACUACUCUGAAAGGAAAUGAAGUCACUGCAGCGAUGGCUAGAGAUACAGUAUUUGUAGGUGCAUCGAAAUGGUGCAUUACUUUUGAACUCACAGCACAACCGUGCAAACUGUACUCAUUUAAUGUAUGUACUAUUUUUAUAGCUGUAUUUUGAUUAAAUACGAAACAAUAAGCCGCAGCGCUACACUGAUGAGAAAUGUUUGUGAUUAUGACAAAUUCACAUUAGAUAACUUAAAUACAAUAUAAAAUCAAAUUCUGUUAAAACCACAGUUCUUGCACAUUGGUGCUCACUUGCACAAUUUCAUAACUGUAGAUUUCAGGGGAGACACAGGGACCAAAUAAACCAAUAAAGACAUUUGCACUAAAUUGUUUGAUGCUUAAUGUGUUCUGAGGGAGGACCCCCAGCUUCCCCUGUUUCAUAUGUGAGCCCCACCCCCUCAAAAAAGAAAUCUAUGCUCUUGCACAAUUUAAAUACUUUGUGUUAAAAGCAAAGAACCAUCUCACUGUACUGUAUUGUGGAGUCUGCUGAACUCAAUGAUGUUGUAUAAAUACUGUAUGUACCAUGUAUCAGUGUUAAUUAUUUUAUGCAGAUCUUAUGUCAUUGAAAUGUAUUUAAGCCAGUAAAUGAUCAUGAAUAAAUAAGAAAAAUAACUAGAUAAAUAUCAGAAAUCUGAGCCUUUUUUAAAAAUGUUGCUG